AUGGAUGAUUUUACUCUGGAAAGUCUUACUCUAGCAGAUUAUGCCUUGUUAGAAGAUUGCUCUUAUAUGGAGGAUUCGAAAUCUGCUCCUGGAUCUAUAACCCAUAAUUGUGUUCAUUUGACUCAAGUUUACAGUAAUGGGGUGGGUAUGUACUGUAAAGAUUAUACCCAAAGUGAGAGAAACUUAGAACUUGAUAUCUGCCGUAUAUGGUGUAGGAAGCCAGUUUCUGUCCUGAAAGAAUACUGCGAUGUCAUUAAAGUAUAUGUCUUCUGGCCACUUCUGUUUCAACGUCAGCAUGGUUCUUUAUUGGCACGAUUGCAUCCCUGUGUGGACUCCAAUAAUUCUCAUGCUUGUGAGUUAAGUUUGGAGAAAUUACAACAUAUUGAGUUGAUGGAAGAUAUUGUGGAUUUGGCAAAGAAAGUUGUGAAUGAUUCAUUCUUGAUUGGAAAUUUACUGAGAAUUGGUUACAAAAUAGAAAAUAAAAUCUUGGCAGUUGAAGAGGCUGUGAAUUGGAUAAAAUUUGUAGGCGAUUUAACACUUCUGUCUAAGUUGGGAUCACUUGAAAAUUGUUGGCCUAUGUUAAGUAUUUUCUUUACUGAAUACAAGUACCACAUAACCAAAGUUGUAACAGAAAAUUACAAUUUGCUUGAGGAAUUUAAAACUCCAGAUUGUGCAGGAUGUACAGAGCAAGGAGAAAUAAUGAAAAUAAAAGGAAAUGAAGAGUUUUCCAAAGAAAGAUUUGAUCUUGCUAUUAUCUAUUACACUAGAGCCAUUGAAUAUAGACCUGAGAAUCAUCUUCUUUAUGGAAAUCGAGCUCUUUGUUUUCUUCGUACUGGACAGUUGAGAAGCGCGCUUGGUGAUGGAAAGAGAGCCACUAUUCUGAAGAGCACUUGGCCAAAGGGUCAUUAUCGUUAUUGUGAUGCUCUUUCUUUGCUGGGGGAAUAUGACUGGGCUCUGAAAGCAAACAUAAAAGCUCAAGAACUCUGUAAAAAUGACCCUGAAGGAUUGAAGGACCUAAUUCAGCAGCAUAUAAAGUUCCAAAAACAAAUAGACGGCCUACAAGGUAUUUCACCUAGUAUUAGAAUGGUUAUUCCUUUCUCCUCCUCUAGGGACUAUAUACCUUUAUCAGUACCUUCAUUUAGUACUUCACUUAACUUUGUGGAUACUGAAAAAGAUUCUACAAACACUGCACACAAAAUGACAAGUUGUAGAAGGAAGAAAAGGUUUUACUAUCAUAGGCAGCAGGCAAAUGGGGCUUUGAAGGGAAAUGAUCUUGACUACGACGAUGAGGAGUUUUAUGAAUAUCAACUACCAUUGAGUUUGUGGUUUUCCUGUACAGAUUUCAGGAACAAAUACUUUUGUAUUCACAGUUCUAGUUCACAAGUGACCUUGCAGAAACAGUUUUCUAAAUCUACCAGAGCUGCACAGCAGGAUUUUGUUACUUUAAUGAAAAUGCUGAGAGGCCUAAUCCAAGAUGGUUAUACAGCCUUAUUGGACCAACGGUGUCAUUGUGCUGUACAGGCCUUUUCACACUUGCUAAAAGGUUUAGAUCCUCAAAAAAAUAAGCAAUUGAAUCUGGCCAUGGUCAGCUAUGACCUAGUGGUCUACAGGCUUGGCCUCUCUCUCCUUGGAAUAGGGAGGUUUCAAGAAUUAUCUGAAGCUGAACACCAGUUUAGACAGAUCCUUGCACUGUACGCUAAUGAGGGACUUGAUAGUUCGGCCUACUGUGGAAUUGAAACUGUGUAUUUGAAAAAAAACAGAUUUUCAGAAGCUCUUACACACUUUCAGACAGCAAGAGAUGUAAUUAGCCGACUUCCUAGAGUGUUAACUUGGCCCACAAGUAAUGUGAUUAUUGAAGAGACUCAGCCAGCAAAAAUGAGGACGGUAUUGGAAUCAUUUAUUGAAGAGUGCAAGCUCCCUCCAGUACCACAAGGCAUUUGCUCCUCUUACAAAAACUGUGCAUCUCUCAAAAUCCAGAUAUAUGUAUCUGAUCCAGACUUUAAGGGCUUUAUACGAAUCCUCUGUAACCAGAUCUGUAAAAUUGAAUUUCAUGUUAACUGUUGGAAGAAACUGAAAGCAAUAUCCUACAAUGAUAAACAUGACAAGGACUUUCUAAAUACAGCUUGUCUUACCCCUGACUGCCAAGGUAUCAUUUGUAAGAUUACUGUCUUCAACUGUAAAGGUGGUGUUAAAUGUGAAUUUGAACACAAGGUCAUAAAAGAAAAGUUUCCUCCAAGACCUAUUCUGAAACAGAAAUGUUCUAGCCUAGAGAAGCUAAAAGAGAAAGAAGAGAAAAAAGUGAAGAGAAAAACCCAAAAAGAAGAGGCAAUAAGAUUAGCAAAACAAAGACUGGAAGAGGACUUAAGAGAAAGUAAUCCACCCCAAAAUGAAAAGAAAAAAGGACCUGAAGGAAAUGCCCAGGCUUGCCAGUUCCUUAAUGACAGAAUUCUACAAUGCAUAAAGCAGUACUCUGAGAAGAUCAAGUCUGGUAUACUCAAUACUUCCUCGAUGAUGAAGGAACUGCUUUCUUGGAAGGUUUUAAGCGUGGAUGACUACAUAACAUAUUUUUCUAGCAGAAAUUUUCUCAGUGAAGCAGUGGACUUUGUCAUUCAUUACUUGGUUGAAGAAAAAAAUAGAGUGAAGACAAGAAUAUUUCUUCAUGUUUUGAGUGAGCUUAAGGAUAUAGAACCCACUGUAGCCACCUGGAUUGAGAAACUCAAUAGCUUUGGCUUGAAUGCUGCAGGACCUUUUCUUUCUCGUCAUGAGGCAUCUCUUAAGGACCUUGAUUUUACUGUCAUAAGUUAUCUCUGGAAUGAGAAAUAUGGUCAGAAACUAGCCUCUAUAAAAGGAAAGACACUUGAAUAUUUCUGUGAGCCAACAUCUUCGAAGGAAGCUCGUUGCUUAAUAUGGCUUCUAGAAGACCACAGAGAGAAGUUUCCAGCAUUGCAUAGUGCUUUAGAUGAAUUCUUUGAUAUUUUAGACAGCAGCUGCACUGUGCUAAGGAAACAUGACAACGAUGACUCACAGUACAUUACUACAAAGGUGAAAAAUAAAGGAAAGAAAAAGAAGCCAAAAGAUCCAAAGCCUAUGUUAGUUGGGUCUGGAACACAUUCAAUAAUAAUACCAAGUGUUAAAAGUGAGGCUGUCACUUCAGGCAAUAAGAAUAACAGAGGCAGUUCAAGUUCCUCAGGCCCAUUUGCUGUGCCUGAGCAUCUUCGGAAAGACAUAGAAGAGUUUGAAGCUUACUACUAUAAAAAAGAGCAACUGCAAAAUAAAGAAGAUGUCCAGAAUAAGAAGACGAGCGAAACAAACCCAAAGCAAAAAUCUUCAACUCUAUAUGAUUACUUCUCUGAGUUUUUGGAAAACAAUGGCCCCUUGGACAUAAAAGACAGGGUAUUCUCCAAUGAAUAUCGAUUUUUCCCAGAAGAGACUCGACAGAUAGUACAAAAAGCAGGAGGUUUGAAACAGUUUCUGCUGAAAUGUCCUCGUUUCGUUGUGAUCGACAACUGUAUUGCACUGAGGAAAGUUUCAUCACGGAUCAAGAAAAAGGGAAAGAAGAAAACUGUUCAGGAAGAUGUGGAUGAACUUUCAGUCAUAGAAGAUGAUCUAUAUUUACCAUUUUUUCUGAACCCCGAUGCUGGGGAAAUUACACCAGCGUCAGAUUCAUCUUCAGCACCAGCUUCUGAGGAUGUGACGCCCGAAACAGCAUCUGCUAAUUCCCCCGACCCAGCUUGCAAAGAUGCGGAGACCAAAUUGGUAUCUGAAGAUAUUUCCAGACCAGUUUCUGAAGAUGGGGAGCCCAAACAGAUCUCUUCUGAUCCUCCCCAACCAGUCUCUGAGAAUGCAGAUCACAUCCUAGUCUCCUCUCAUGCUCCCAAACCACUGUCUGAGGAUGUGAAAUUAGCCUACUGGCCUCAGCUCCGUUUGGUCCCAGGCUACUGCACGUAUCUUCCUUUCCAGGGGUAUGACAUCACACAGACACCACCAGCGUACAUAAAUGUGCUGUCAAGUUUGCCCCAGUAUGCUGGCAUAUAUACACCUUUGGCCAACAUUUCUCAGUGUCAGCUGCAAAGAGCUGCUCCAGUGGUGCCAUCUUUUGUAACCCAUCAUAGUCCAGAUCCCAGAGCAGCUGCUUAUUUUGAGGGUCAUCGCAUGAAUGCUGAGAAUGCCUCUGGUAGCCAGAAUGCCUUCAAAACACAAAUCCUUGAGGGCUGUCUGGGAACAUCAGUGAAGUCAGACUGCAGCUUAGGUAAUGGUGACAUAGCGCUCAAUGAAUCUGGCAGAAAUGGUGGUCACGGUGGAAAGUCUGCCACUAAGGAGGAAGGAAAUAGAAUCAGGACCAGGGCAGUCACAGCUCGUCCACCUACCCAAAUGGCUGCCGUGCAGGUGACCUGGAACGUAGUACACCAGGAGGUCAAUACUGAGCCUUAUGAGCCUUUUGAGGCAAUCCCAGGAGAUAUUUCAAGGAUUGAAAAGGAAUAUAAAGAACUACGACAGCAGCUGGAGAAUGCCUAUGAAAAUUAUGAACAGACAAGAUUUAAGGGCUUAACAGAGAUCAGAAGCCUGGAAGAAAAGUUGAAAAGAAACUCAGAACAAAGCAAGAUCUCACAAAUGGAAUUAGAGUGGUUCGUGCAGGAUUUUGAAAAAGAAACUAAAAAAUGGCAACAGGAGAAAAAGGAAACCCAAGAAAGACUAAAAGCACUGAAGAAGAAAGUCAAAAGGCUUUAUGCCAAUGAAACGUGUACCCAGAAAAAUGAUGAAAAGGAUGAGGAACAUGGAUUACAUCUGGAUGAGUCCCUUGAAAUCAGAAAUGCAUUUGCAAAUGAGAAAGCAAAACUAGAAGAAAGCAUCAGAAAAGGACAAGAGAAUUAUGAAGAGGUCCGUGAAAGAUUCAUAGAUGCAGAGGUAUCUAUACUUAUAUGCUGGAAGGAGAUUCACGAGUGGAAAUUACAGGUCAUGAAAGCACAAGGAGAAGGCUAUGUUACGUGCCUAAGAGAUAGGCGCAGUGAGUUUGAACCAUCUAUAGUGGAAGCUGUCUUACAUGAAUGGGAAUUACAUUUCUCUUGGAUUGAAGAAGAACUUGACACUGUAGAUUCCCGGUUGGAAGAAAAACUUGAAGAGGCUAAAAGUGGUUCUCCGGUCAUUGAAAUUAACAGAAUGCUUUCCCUUCCAGCCUUUGACAAGUACCGACCUGAGUCCUCAGGCCCUGAUGGAAAGGAGGCAGAAGUUCACAAGGAUGCCAGUGCUUGCCCAGAGAAGGCUCCUGCAGAGCAGUCUGAAGUUGCCCGGCUGUUGGCGUGUGCUAAGAAGGCUGUCCAGGAAGCUCAGUCAAAGCAAAGACCCGUGGCUGAUCAGAAACCACCUUGUCCUCAAGGACGUGCCGCUCGGUCAAACCAGUCUGUGAAGAAGCCAUUCAAUAGUAUCAUUGAGCACCUGGCAGCAGUAUUCCCAUGCUACAACAGCUCUGAGCUUGCUGGGUUUGUUAAAAAAGUGCGAACCAAGAGCUCCCUUUUAGGGCUGAGUAUUGAUGAAACUGUCGGGAGAGUCAUAGAGCACAUCCUAGCUGAACAGAAGAAGAAGAAGUCAAAUCCAGGGGCAGAUCAGGGGACCUCCGAGCCCAGCUCUUCUGCUCCUGUGACCAAGUCCUCGUGGAACCAGCCCUCAGCGCCUCCUGGAACAUCACCCAAAACCCACGGCCAGAAACCAGAAGAUAGGAGAAUGGUCUGUGCAUCAGGUAUAAAUUCCUGUGAAAUGUGCCAUCAGCCUUUGAAGUCAAAAAAUAAGCGUGUGCUGAAGUGUGGGCAUAAGUUUCACACAUGGUGCUUUAAACGGUGGCGGAAAGGGCAGAGCGCUUGCCCAGGUUGCUGUCAUCAUGAUGAGUGA
Orycteropus afer afer is the source of this 5883-nucleotide messenger RNA. It is a transcript of the gene TTC3, whose product is annotated as tetratricopeptide repeat domain 3. NCBI's taxonomy places the organism in Eukaryota, Metazoa, Chordata, Mammalia, Tubulidentata, Orycteropodidae. The transcript has 44 exons. Gene Ontology annotation, biological process: ubiquitin-dependent protein catabolic process. The record is from RefSeq and is a predicted model, not a curated record. Gene Ontology annotation, molecular function: protein binding; metal ion binding; ubiquitin-protein transferase activity. The coding region runs from base 1 to 5883 and encodes 1960 amino acids.